AGCUUGCUGAAAUUUGAACUCCCCAAGUCAAAGACGAGCCCUAACCACUUUUCUCUUCUUCGUCGUCUCCUUACUUCCAUCCUUCCAUCUUCCUCUUUCUCUUGCAAUCUUGUUUCCACUCGCCUUCAGAUUCAGUGAGGAGGCCUGAAGUUGGCUGUGGGGAGCUGAAUUCUUAUCCUGAAGGCUGAACUUAUUUUCUGCAGAUAAGAUGCACUUCCGGUCAUCAUCAUACCAAAAUGCAGGUAUUGAGCUGGUUUUUAUAUCUAAAUGGACACCAAGAAAUUCAUCCAAUUGGUUGAGGAGAAGAAGAAGAGAGCUUUGGAGAAGAAGGAAGCCCCAUUGAAAUGGGAACAAAGACUUGAAGCUGCUUCUAAGGCAGAGGCUGCUGAAGCCAAAGCAAGGAAGCUUAAAGCUGCCAAGCAUAAAAGAAGAUCAGUAUCAAAUUCUGAUACUGAUUCAGAAAGUGAUAGCCAUGAGCGAGGGAGGAAAGCAGGUAAGAGAACUCAUAAGAAACACAGGAGACAUAGCCACUCUGAUUCAGGUGAUAGUAAGAAGAAAGAAGGAAGAUCUAAGAAAAAGCUGAAACGACGUCGCUCAUCUCAUGAUGACAGCAGUGAUGAGUUUGAUGGGCACUCUGAUGAAGGUAGGAGGAAGAAGAGAAACCAUCGAAGACAUGCGCAUGACAAUUCAAGUUCUGAUGAAAGUUACUCUAGUUCUAGUGAUGAUGAUGUUGAGACAAGAAAAAGAUGUCGUUCCAGGCGUCACAGACAUCAUAGACAAAUUGGCUAUUCAUCAUCGGAUGAUUCUAGCCGUGAGAAUAAUAAUCGAAGGGAAAAGCGUGUAAGGCAUCGUCAACACGAGCGGUCCCAUCGAUCAUGUAGUAUCGAUUCAUUAGAUUGUAAUUACUGGAGGUGGGAUGCUAGAAGCCAGGCCUCAGGGAGGUUAUCUGAUGCUGAUCAUGAAGAUUCAGCAUUACAAUACAGGCACAAGAGUAGCCACCAUAACAAACACCGGCACCAUCACUCAGGGGCCAGUAGUUUGACCCAGAUCGAUGAAGAACAUGCUGACAAUGUCUCUGAUGGAAAUAACCGUGGUCGUGCUAAGGAUUCUCAUUAACCCCAAAUGCUACUAGAUGAGAUGAUGGGAGAUACUCCCUUUAUGAUGAUUCUUGCAGAUAUUGGUUGAUUGUUCCUAUGCAUGUUCGUUUCAUGUGAAUUGCUACUGUAUCAUUGUGAAGACUGUUCUUUCCUGUGAUUUAGGAUUAAUAUCUAUAUAUCACACUUUAUUCAGGCCACUUAACCUUUGGCUGUAAUUCUGCUGCUAUUAAAUUCUUAUAACUAAGACACUUUGCCUAAGUUCUAUUGGCCAAAGUUUGAUGGCCUUCUUGUGUUCA
Molecule: messenger RNA, 1393 nt
Organism: Cucurbita maxima (winter squash)
Lineage: Eukaryota; Viridiplantae; Streptophyta; Magnoliopsida; Cucurbitales; Cucurbitaceae
Product: sarcoplasmic reticulum histidine-rich calcium-binding protein
Exons: 3
Coding region: 268-1116 (282 amino acids)
Source: RefSeq, a predicted model, not a curated record